AUGGCCACCACCACCUUCCUCCAUUCCCAUCCCUUCUCUCGCACCUUCAAACCUCUCCAAUGGCGACCCUCUCCUUCUCCAUCCUCCUCCGUCCUCACUCCUCUCUCUCUUCCCUCCCUCCUUUCCCCCCAUUCUUCUCCUUCUCCCCUUCCCGCCCCAAAUCCUCUCUCAAAUCCCGCAUCUUCACCAUCUCCAAUUCAUCCCCAAUCUCAACUUCCCCUCCUCUCCCUUCCUUCCGCUCCAAGCCUCCAUCUCAGACCACCGUCCUCGUCGCCGGCGCCACAGGAUACAUUGGCAAGUUCGUCGUCCGGGAGCUCACCUCCCGGGGCUUCAACGUCAUCUCCAUCGCUCGCCGCCGAAGCGGCACCCGUGGCCUCAACGGCGCCGAUCAAACCCUCAAGCUUCUCUCCGGCUCCACCGUCUGCUUCUCCGAGGUCACUGACCUCGCCGCCCUCAACCUCGCCCUCGAUGACCUCUCGCUUUCCUCCAUCGACGUCGUCGUCUGCUGCCUCGCUAGUCGCUCCGGCGGCAUCAAGGACUCCUGGGCCAUCGACUACCAGGCCUCGAUAAACACCCUCCUUGCCGGCCGCCGCCUCGGCGCCUCCCACUUCGUCCUUCUCUCCGCCAUUUGCGUCCAAAAACCCCUUCUUGAGUUCCAGCGCGCAAAGCUCAAGUUCGAGGCCGAGCUCCAGCGCAUGGCCAUGGAGUCCCCGGGCUUCACCUACAGCAUCGUCCGCCCCACCGCCUUCUUCAAGAGCCUCGGUGGGCAAGUCGAGACGGUGAAGGAUGGAAAACCCUAUGUCAUGUUCGGCGACGGCAAGCUUUGCGCCUGCAAACCCAUCAGUGAAGAGGAUUUGGCUUCCUUCAUUGCCGACUGCGUCAUGGAUGCUGAUAAGGCCUGCAAGAUUUUGCCCAUUGGGGGUCCUGGGCAGGCAUUGACGCCAUUGGAGCAAGGGGAGUUGCUUUUCAGGUUGCUUGGCAAAGAGCCAAACUUCUUGAAGGUGCCCAUUGGAGUGAUGGACUUUGUCAUUGGAGUUCUUGAGUUUCUUUCAAAGUUAUUCCCUGCAUUAGAGGAUGCUGCAGAGUAUGGUAAGAUUGGGAGGUACUAUGCUGCCGAGAGUAUGCUUGUAUUGGAUCCGGAGACGGGAGAUUAUAGUUCGGAGAAGACGCCGAGCUAUGGGAAGGAUACAUUGGAGGAGUUCUUUGAGAGAGUGAUCAGAGAAGGCAUGGCAGGGCAGGAGUUAGGGGAGCAGACCAUCUUCUGAGGAUGGAGUUCUUCUUCUUCGAAAGAGCUUAUCCCGAGGCAGAGGAGGGUUAUAAAAGGAAACUGGUUACUUGGAUAAAGGGCAUGGUUAUUCUGAAGGAAUGUUGACCUGGCCAUGAGGUUAGGAAAAGGGCUCUCAGUGUUCAUGCUAGCACUGGUGUGAGCUUGUCAUAUAUCUUUAAAUCUUAGUAGUAUAUGGAUUGAUUUCCUGUUGAAGUUCUAUUGCUAUUGUAGUUUGGUGAAUGAACUUGAAUCUUUUGUUUAUGAGAAGAUUAAUAAUCAUUUGCAGCUCUGAGAAUUAUUCUCAAUUGAAUAUAAUGGAGCUUGUUUUGGUGGAGAAUUAUUGUUUAGAUCUAUAGAUCUGUGUUGAUAUUGGUGAAAUAUGUUAUUUGAGCUUUAGAUCUAUUACAUUGGUGCUUUCGUUGCAUUCUCUACUCACUCCCUUCAUGGAUGAAAUGGAUAGAAUUAUUGCACGCCUAGCUCAACAACAAUUCUCUGCAUCAUCUUCUCAUUUUGAUUAGAUAUCUCCAAUUACUAGUGCAUGAGCAUUUGAAAACUCGGACAGGUUAGUUGAAGAGACUAACCUCGUUAUUGAUACCCAAUCACUUACCACUAUUUCAACAUCUAUUGAAGAUCAACAAG
Messenger RNA from Dioscorea cayenensis subsp. rotundata (Guinea yam), 1906 nucleotides. Its product is annotated as divinyl chlorophyllide a 8-vinyl-reductase, chloroplastic. Gene Ontology annotation, molecular function: oxidoreductase activity. The transcript is spliced from 2 exons. Lineage: Eukaryota; Viridiplantae; Streptophyta; Magnoliopsida; Dioscoreales; Dioscoreaceae. Bases 60 to 1265 code for a protein of 401 amino acids. The record is from RefSeq and is a predicted model, not a curated record.